Messenger RNA from Boleophthalmus pectinirostris (great blue-spotted mudskipper), 4203 nucleotides. Its product is annotated as solute carrier family 25 member 44-like. Gene Ontology annotation, cellular component: mitochondrion. Gene Ontology annotation, molecular function: branched-chain amino acid transmembrane transporter activity. NCBI's taxonomy places the organism in Eukaryota, Metazoa, Chordata, Actinopteri, Gobiiformes, Gobiidae. The record is from RefSeq and is a predicted model, not a curated record. Bases 213 to 1160 code for a protein of 315 amino acids. The transcript has 5 exons. Gene Ontology annotation, biological process: branched-chain amino acid catabolic process.
UUGAAUGAGAGGGGCUCGGCUCUUGUAGCUGACAUUAGCAUUUUAGCUCAGAAAGAGCGCAGAUCUUUUUUAGUAGUUAUAAUCCUACAGUUUGAUGAUGGAUUAUUAAACCCUGGAUACGUUGCUCGCAGACUUACAAAAUGACAUGAUUGUAAAAUAAUCAACAGCGUGUAAAAGGUGGGGUUCCUCUGUGGCUCUGGUCGGUGAUCAGGAUGCAGCAGAAGAGGAACAUUCAGAUCAUAGAAUGGGAGGAUCUGGACAAGAGGAAGUUUUACUCUUUUGGCGUCUUUAUGACCAUGACCAUUCGCGCCGCCGUCUACCCCGCCACGCUCAUCCGCACGCGCUUACAGGUGCAGAGGGGCCGUUCCCUGUACAAUGGCACUUUUGAUGCAUUCGUGAAAAUCGUGAGGAGGGAGGGAGUGCGGGGCUUGUACCGCGGCUUCAUGGUCAACACUUUCACGCUGAUCUCAGGUCAGGCGUACAUCACGACCUACGAGGUGGUCCGCAAGUACGUCUCUCUGUACUCUGACGACAACACGCUCAAGUCUCUGGUGGCGGGCGGCUCGGCGUCUUUGGUGGCCCAGAGCAUCACGGUGCCCAUAGAUGUGGUGUCGCAGCAGCUGAUGAUGCAGGGGCAGGGGGAGCACCUGUCGCGUUUUAAGGUCCCUGCCCCCCCGGACACUGAGAGGAGUAAGAGGGUCUUCGGCCAGACCAGGAACAUUAUGAGACAGAUCUUUGUGGCGGAUGGUCUGCGGGGGUUUUACAGGGGAUAUGUGGCGUCUUUACUCACCUACAUCCCCAACAGUGCGGUGUGGUGGCCUUUUUACCAUUUUUAUGCCGAGCAGUUGUCUAGAUUGGCGCCCUCUGACUGCCCUCACCUGCUGCUGCAGGCUGUGGCUGGACCUCUGGCUGCUGCCACUGCCUCCACCGUCACCAACCCCAUGGAUGUGGUCCGAGCGAGAGUACAGGUUGAAGGCCGGAGCUCUGUGGUGGACACGUUCAAACAGCUGAUCUCAGAGGAGGGUGUCUGGGGCCUGACUAAAGGACUGUCUGCUCGGAUCCUCUCCUCUGCUCCCACAGCCAUAGUCAUGGUGGUGGGCUAUGAGACCCUUAAGAAGCUGAGUCUGCGUCCGGAGCUGGUGGACUCCAGACACUGGUAACACACACGGGGGACCAUAUAUGGACCACACACUGCUGUUUCACCACGCACUGAAACAGAACUGGAACAGGACUGGAACUGGGAACAAAGCCAAACUCCUACUGAUUACCUCUGUACAUGUGAGCUGUAUUCUGAGAUUCAACAGAGCUAAACAGUACUAGAUUACCAUCGGUUCUGGAAGUAAAAAAAAAACAACCAACAUCACAUUUCUAAAAGACCAUUUUUCACCUUGUCUGAUUAAUAUUUUUAUAAUAGGUUGGCUUUACGUGAUCUAAACAGCCUAUCCCUGGGAUUACAGAAUUAUGAGAUAAAAUCUGUGCUGUGGCCUUUGCAAUUUAAAAAAAAAAAUUUAAGAAAUUAUCUUAAAAAUGGCGUCAAUAAAUUGAAAAAAAAACAUGUAAGUGAAACCCAUGAAUAGUUUAAAAUGAAGGUGGAAACAAAUUAACUAAAUUUUUUUCACUAUAGCUUCAAAAUGUGAUCUCAUGAUUGUUGUUGGUUGAAAGAACUUUAUUUACUUUAUUAAAUUAAUCUGUAACAAAAAUGAAAAGGUUCAACAUGGGCUUUCUGUUAUAUUUCCAUUUUCUUAAGUUUUCUUAAGUUACAUUAAAGUGAUAAUAUGCAACUUUCUGGAGAUCUGAAAGUCACGAUUCCACGAAAAUAGAAAAUUAAAACCAUACUUCAGAACAGUCAUUAUGAAUAUGGAUAUGUUUUAUGCCAUACUAUGGAUUAUUAUCGCCACGGGAAACGAGCAGGAUAAGGCAUGAGUCAGGUUUGUAGUAAGCAUCAGUGCAAUAAAUUCGACCAUAAUGUAAAAUUUGCUUUUACGUUGUUAUAUUUUAUGAUCACGUGUUGCACUGUAGCUUUUUUUAAAUGAGCAAGAUAAACAGUAAAUUUUUAUUCCAGAACUAGAAGUGCUUCUGUGCUCACCUUAAAGCUCCGUGUGUAUGUGCAUGUGCUGUGAAAACAUUCUCCGACGGGGGCAGGGAGAUACUGUUUUUGUGUUUGGAUCAUGUGGUGAUCUGUUCCUCACCUGUGGAUUUAAGAUGCUCCUGCCUUCCAUCUGAAAUCUAAAUAUUAUUAAAUUAUUAUGAAUGCAAAUGACAUUCUGCAAAAUGUAAAAAUAAAAUGCUAUAUUAUUUUGAUAAACUAACACUGGACUGUCACCCUAGCAUUUGUGACCAAGAAUUUUAGUUAGAUGGAGUGAAGAUAAGUAACUUUUUUUGGAAUUCUCAGUCUUAUAAAAUGUAAAGGGCAUAUUGAUAGGUUUUCACGUUUUUCUAAUUCUGACUGACUCAUAUUUAGCUUAGUUUUAAACCAGGUAAGUGGAAAAAACUUGAAGAAAAGGAAGUAGUGCUGAAUUCAUAAACAGAAUCUCUCUACCAUUGUCAUCAACACAGAACAUAGGCUCUAUUCACGCUUACCUGAAGACGUUUGGAAACAUGCGGAUGACGACUUCUGGUGUAGUUCCACUGGGCAUGUGAUAAAACCAGGGAUUCUGCAGCAGCGUCUUCACAACCUGCCAAAGCUUUUCAUGGGGAACAGGACUUUAAACGUAGCUUCCAUGUCACUUACAGGCAGCUGGUUUAGGGUGAUCAAAACCUGGGACACCCCCGGUUUUGGGCCGUUGGUAAUAAUAAAAUAGUAAAACGAGUGCGUAAUUAAGGAAAACUGUUCUGCACUCGGCCCACUGAUGGCUUACUGUAUAUGUGAGUCAGUAUAGUCACAUUUUCUUUGUGUUUUGGUCAUUUUUAAGCAGCUUUUCUGUAUUUUACCUAAACAAAUGACAAUGUAUGCCUCUCUUUACUGUUGGCAAGGAUCAGAUUGGUCAAAAAUAGGGAUAUCCUGGGAUAUUUCUUUAUAAAACUGGGACAAAUCAGAGGUUUUGUAUAAAUCUGCUGGGACAGGGGAGACAGAGUUGAAAACUGGCACUGUCCCGGGUAAAUAGAGACAUCUGGUCAUCCUAAGUUGGUUGUAACUGUUGAUCUGCCGAACAUAAAGUAGAACGCUACAAAGACCUUUUUUUUUUCUUUUUAAUUAAGUUGGACAAAUUAUAAUCCACAAAUGAAUAGGCAGUUUAUAAAAGAAAAAAAAAGAAUACAAUAACAUCUAGAUGAAGAAAACUGGGCCAUUUUCUCAGUUCUCCCAGAUUGGCUACCAGAGAGCCCGUCGGAAAUCAUCAUCCGAAUGUUUCCAAACGUGUCCUGGGUUUGUGACGUAAGCGUGAAGAUCUUAUUGUAUCCAAAAUACAAACACAAUUUGUGAUGGAUUAAACAUUGAUUAAAAAUACAUUAAUAAUGUAUAAACUUCACCAUUAAUGAAAACCAAAACCAAAACAUAUAUUUAAUUAAAAAAAUCUACAAAAUGGCAAUUUCUUUAAAAAUCUAAUGAUGUUCACUGUUUUGAUGAAAAAAUUACUCUAACCUGUCACAUGCACUUUAAAAAUACCAGAAUAGUUCUACCACUAUAAUUAUCACAUAAUAUAUGUUCAGAUUUAUUCUGUUUGGAUCUUUUAUGCAUUGUCUUCACUAAAACAGGUUCUAAAGCGCUACAGAAGCCAUAUGUGAGGAAAUAGCCCUCACUUCAUAACUGCAGUUCACUCUUUUGACCACUAGAUGGCUCUACAGAACGCACUUUAAGCAGUUUAGGGAGCUGCUGUCAGAAAGGGUCUAUGUCAUAAAUUGAAAACUGGAUAAAUUAUUAGAAGAUUUUGUUUCUAGCAUUUGUUGGAAAAGCAUACAGCAAAACUCUUAAGUAUAUAUGUGUUCUGAAUAAUUGUGUACAUGUACUUUUUGAGUAUUUAAUUUGUACUUAUAUAAAUUAUUUUCUGCUGAAACUGUGACUGCUGUCCUCAUUGUCCCAGACAUGUAAACCACUGAACUAUUGCGUUAAAUUAAAUCAUUUUGUUUGUGAUGCAUAACUUUCUCAUAUUAAUGCCAUUAUUUAUUUAUCAACCAAAUAAGCCUCCAUUUUGAAAGUCAUUCAUUGUCUUUUUUUUAUUGUAAUAUUAGUGACAGUACAAACAAUAAAAGACAUUAGACAUUUUG